UACAAAUUGAGAAUAAUCAUAAUAAAAUAAUAACUAUUGAACCAGUGCACAUAGAAAUGCGUUGCGAAAUAGAAUUUUCUUUUUCUAUCUUAUUGAUCAUCGCAAUUAAAAACUUCCAAACGAUUGCGUCCCCGAUUUUUACCGACUUAGAAAUCAGAGAUGUAAAUAAGACUAAUUCAUUUAAAAAUGGCUUUAUACCACUCCGAUUUAAGCCUCAUUUUUUACCACACAUUGGAGAUAGUUUAAUGGAGAGACAUCAAAAACUUUUACAACCAUUUAAAUUAGAAAAGUGGAGUAAUGGGGUAAAACUUUUAAAACAACCAAUACAAUUACCAGAAAGUUAUCCUAGAAUACAUGGUACGAAAGUAAUUAAAAAAAUGACGCGUGUGGUAUUAAUUGUUGUUGCAUUUAUAGUUGGUUUAAUAAUUUCGUGUUGUAAAUGUUGUAUAGGGAGUUUUAAACGCAAACAGCAACCGAUCGAUUUAUCUUCCGAUCGUCGAUAUCAGCUUGUUUAUCCCGUCUAAAUAAGUUAUUUAUUAUAAUAUAUAAUAAUAGUAACUUAAUAAAUAUUUUUUAAUACCCA
Onthophagus taurus is the source of this 583-nucleotide messenger RNA. NCBI's taxonomy places the organism in Eukaryota, Metazoa, Arthropoda, Insecta, Coleoptera, Scarabaeidae. The record is from RefSeq and is a predicted model, not a curated record.